GUACUACUGCCCCUCUGGCGGUGGCGGCGAUAUCUCAUGACGAUACGAAUAUUUACAAGGCAUUUAUUUAUGUGAGGAUAUAGUGACUGCAGGAGAUGAUCACAGUAUUGUCCCGAUGCGUCAGAACCAGAUGACAGAGGGUACAAUGGUUCCGACUCCCGAGUUUAAGGAACGCAGCUACUCAGCCGUUGAUGUCAUUCCCUGCAUCUCAGAAGGCUACUUCGCACUUCGUACAUUCCAAAGGAAUCGAGAGCGUCUUAGAUCCACGGCAGAGCAGAACAGAUUUGAAAUUAGGUCCCGUACCCAGGCAGCGCGGGGGCGGCCGGGCGUCACAGGCAUGGCGAUCCUACAUUGCAAUUUCGAGACGCAUCAGCGGAUAGCGAGGAAACAAACAAAGGUCAUGCAGACGCCGCAUGGAUCAGGGCAUGGCCAUAACGUCUGGAGGGGAGCGACCACCAUGAACCAAUGACUCGGCAACGAGGGGAUCAAAGGGGGAGCUAAGCCGAUAAACGAGUCCACCACGGAGGUCCAGGGGGCAAAGGCAGAGCCAGGAUUCUC
This is a messenger RNA of Ilyonectria robusta, 558 nucleotides long. RefSeq lists its product as uncharacterized. The record is from RefSeq and is a predicted model, not a curated record. The transcript has a single exon. Lineage: Eukaryota; Fungi; Ascomycota; Sordariomycetes; Hypocreales; Nectriaceae. The coding region runs from base 116 to 469 and encodes 117 amino acids.